Oncorhynchus nerka (sockeye salmon) is the source of this 11664-nucleotide messenger RNA. Its product is annotated as E3 ubiquitin-protein ligase TRIM71-like. Gene Ontology annotation, molecular function: protein binding; zinc ion binding; translation repressor activity. Gene Ontology annotation, biological process: negative regulation of translation; protein polyubiquitination; proteasome-mediated ubiquitin-dependent protein catabolic process. The coding region runs from base 1246 to 3765 and encodes 839 amino acids. The transcript has 9 exons. The record is from RefSeq and is a predicted model, not a curated record. Lineage: Eukaryota; Metazoa; Chordata; Actinopteri; Salmoniformes; Salmonidae.
GUUGGAGGAUCAGUCAGCAACACGCGCCCAUAAACAAGGACGGGACGAGCGCGUGGCCAGCAAUACGAGCGCACCGUGUUGUGUAUGUGUCUGUGUUUCAGAGCGCGUUUACCAGAACAGAAAACAGAACUACAGAUUGAAAAAUUGGGACUACAGAAUCGCUAUAAAACGGCCUUUUAAUUGCAAUUUCGGAGUUCCUCCAGGCUUAUGCGAUUGGAGUGACUCGGAGGCUCGUGCCUUUCCCCCUUCCAAGGUUCCAGAGAGGCGCUUAGAAAAGCCCUGUGCAUUCCUCCUCUCGAAGAGAGGGAGGGAGGGAGAGAGAAAGAAGGGGGAUACGCAUACGUAAAUGCAUACGUGCCUGGAGCUGGUUUCGACUGUGGGACUGUGCAUAUAGAAGGGGGGGUUUAAAAACGGAGACGGUUGGGGAUAUUUUGUCGCCAAACGGACCUAUAGAGCGGCAAUGAGAUCGAGUUGCUGUUGAGCCAAUGCUUUGAUGAAUAAUUUACGGUCUUGGCGGCGGAGAGAGAGCGAACCGAAACCACCGUCUUCUGCAAGCCUCUGACGCCGUUGGAGAGGGCCCGGAUGGUGGACUAGAGGGCCGACAACGUUGACGCUAAAACGGGACGAAAUAUUUGCAUUGAGUAGUGUGAUGCUGUGUUGGUUGGGGAGGAAAAAAGGAGCUUUGGGCACUUUGAAGGGGAUCCUGUACAAAAUCUGUUUUCGGACUAUUCUAUAAACCCGCCAGGCCGCGACAUAUACAACAAAAACAACAAACGAAUGAAUAAACAAAAACCAGUGAACUCUAAAGGUGGCUCUUUUGGAUUUGCCCUCAUGAAAAUAGCCCACACAAAAAAAGACAGAAUAGAUUUAGGCCUAUGUAAAGUUGGCCAUAAUUGUAGUGAGUAGCCUGUAAUAAUUAUUCUAAAGCCUUAUCCAAGUGAAGACAUUGUAUCAUUGUGAACUGAAAUUAAUGUUGCUAAUUUGAUUUGAAGAGAAUCUUAUAAAAGGGCGGACUUUAUUUGCGUAUCUGGCGUCAGUUGACGGUUAUUUUUUGGAGAUAACACCUAUAGGGCCUAUCCUAUGUAUGUGGAGCAUUUUGACUGUAAAAAACGACCUACCUCAAGAACCUGUUUUCCACAGAAGAGAACACAAGGGGAGAAACAAACGUACGUUUCCCAAAUGAAUACCCCAGUAAUACCUGAGUGGAUGUUCUUAUAAAGUGUAGCCUUGUUUAAAACCCCUCAGAUGGCUUCAUUCUCAGACUCCGACCUACAAACCUGUCCUCUCUGCAAGGAGCUCUGUGGCUCCUCCUCCACUCCUAUUUCCUCCAACUCCUCCACCUCAUCCUCCUCAUCUCAUUCCUCCUCCUCGUCGUUCUCCUCCCGGCGCCUCCAUGUCCUCCCCUGCCUCCACGCCUUCUGCAGGCAGUGUCUGGAGGGCCAGCGCAGCCCUGGGGACCCUCUCAAACUCAGCUGCCCCACCUGCAAUCAGAAGGUCUCCAUCUCUGAAGCCGGAGUGGACUCCCUCCCUUCCUCCAACUUCCUCUUCAGUAACCUUCUGGAUGUGGUGGUGAGCUCCGAGGAGCAGCUCCAACUCGGCCAGAAUAUCAACGGCCACCACCGGGGGGUCAGCGGGGGCUCCAUACCCGGGUUCCACCACCCCCACGGCGGACUCCUCCGCCCACACCGCCUGGGAGAGCCUACGUGUAGCUCUUGUGACGAGGGGAACCCGGCCGGCUCCCACUGCCUGGACUGCCAGGAGUACCUGUGUGAUAACUGCGUCCGUGCCCACCAGAGGGUCCGGCUGACCAAGGAUCACUUCAUUGAGAGGCUAGCUGAGAGCCUGCACCAGCACCAAGCGGGUCGAGGCAAGAUCAUCCCCAUCGGAGGAGGUGGAGAAGGGGGGGGAAGCGUGGGCGUCUCCCUGGCCCAGUCCUUUCACUACAACUUCUCCCUGCUACCUUUGUUCCAGGACAGGAUGAGCUUCUGUCAGAACCACGACAACGAGGUGUUUCUGUUUUUCUGUGAGACGUGCUCGGUGCCGAUCUGUAGGGAGUGUAGUGUGGGCAGACACGUGGGCCACAGCUUCGUCUAUCUACAGGAUGCUGUCCAGGACUCCAGAGACAUCACCAUCCAGCUACUGGCCGAUGCACAGCAAGGAAGACAGGCUGUACAGCUGAGUAUGGAGAAAGCCCAGGCCAUAGUGGAGCAGGUAGAGAUCAAGGCCAAGUUGGUUCAGACAGAGGUGAAGAACAUCAUCCUCAGACACAAGAAAGCCCUGGAGGAGAGAGAGUGUCAGCUACUCUGGAGGGUUGAGAAGAUCCGCCAGCUGAAAGCCAAGUCUCUGUACCUGCAGGUAGAGAAGCUGCAUCAGAACCUGACCAAGCUGGACAGCACCAUUGCAGCCGUCACUCAGGUGCUCGACGAGGGCCGUCACCUGGACGUGCUGCUGGCCAGAGAGCGCAUGCUGACCCAGAUCCAGGAGCUCAAGUCUCUCAGAGGCCUGCUGCAGCCACAGGAAGACGACAGGUUCAUGUUCAUGCCUCCAGAUCAGGCCCUGUACAUAGCCAUCCAGUCCAUGGGGCUGAUCAGUAGCGGAGCGUUCGCUACCGUCACCAAAGCUCAUGGAGAGGGCCUAAAGACCGCACUCCGCGGCAAGCCUGCCUCCUUCACCGUGAUUGGCUACGACCAUGACGGGGAGCCCCGCCUCUCGGGCGGUGACGCGGUGUCAGCAGUAGUGAUAGCAGCAGUGGAUGGUAACCUGUCGGCUGCCGAGGUGUGUGACCACCUGAACGGGUCAUACACAGUCAGCUAUCUGCCCAAAGCAGAGGGAGAAUAUCUGGUGUCAGUUCUGGUCUGUAACCAGCACAUCAUGGGUAGCCCCUUUAAGGUGCUGGUGAAGUCUGGGCGGAGCUAUGGCGCCCUGGGGUCCCCGGUGUCUGCAUUCGGUGGUGAGGGGGAGGGGGAGGGGCAGCUGUGUCGCCCCUGGGGGAUCAGCGUGGACAAGGAGGGAUACGUGGUCGUGGCCGACCGCAGUAACAACCGCGUACAGAUCUUUAAGCCGUGCGGUGCCUUCUACCACAAGUUUGGCUCCCUGGGUUCUCGCCCCGGUCAGUUUGACCGUCCAGCGGGCGUGGCAUGCGACAGCCAACGCCGAAUCAUCGUGGCGGACAAAGACAACCACCGCGUGCAGGUGUUCACUUUCGACGGGCAGUUCAUGCUCAAGUUCGGCGAGAAGGGCACUAAGAACGGGCAGUUCAACUACCCCUGGGAUGUGGCGGUGAAUUCUGCAGGGAAGAUACUGGUCUCUGACACCAGGAACCACCGUGUCCAGCUCUUUGGCCCUGAUGGGUCCUUCAUCAACAAGUACGGCUUUGAAGGCGCUCUGUGGAAACACUUUGACUCACCGCGCGGCGUCGCCUUCAACCACGAGGACCACCUGGUCGUCACCGACUUCAACAACCAUCGUCUGCUGGUGAUCCGGCCGGACUGCCAGUCUGCCCGGUUCUUGGGCUCAGAGGGAACCGGUAACGGGCAGUUCCUGCGUCCGCAGGGCGUGGCUGUGGACCAGGAGAACCGGAUCAUCGUGGCUGACUCGAGGAACCACCGGGUGCAGGUAUUCGAGCCCAACGGGAACUUCUUAUGUAAAUUUGGUAUGCAAGGGAGUGGCUUUGGACAGAUGGACCGCCCCUCCGGUGUUGCCGUGACGCCUGACGGAGUCAUCGUGGUCGUCGAUUUUGGAAACAACCGCAUCCUCAAGUUUUGAAGAGUUCUAAUAACUUUUUGCUUUCUUUCGUUCUUUUUCUCGCUUUUUUUGCUCUCUGUUUCUCAGUUUGGGAGAGGAAAUAAAAGAGAGGAGGAAUCAACAGACAGACACACAGAGAGGACAGUUUAAACAGAGAGAUGAACAGAGCAGACGGAAAUACUUUAUUACGAAAUUAAGGGAAAACGGAUUUGUUGAUUAUUGUUUGUAUUUCUUUACAUUUAGCUUCAGAUUGUGGUAUACUGUAUGACAAAGGGGACCACUAAGAUGAUUGAUAAUCAUUAGUGAAAGUGACAAAAAAGAUAUCCGUAAUUUCUAUUUUUUCUAUCUCAACUGCUCAAAGCUCUCUCGCUAAACUCUCCUCAAAUCGCCAUCUCAGGGACUUUUCUCACAUUUCUUGAAAUAUUGAACCCACUGCUCCACCACCUACCUCAUCUAGUUCUUUAUGAAUGUACUCACACUCUCCGAGCAGAGGUCUAGUCCGUCAAGUUUUACAAAGAAGAAAAGAAAGUCUACCUCAAUACUGAAUUUUAUUUAAAGAGCAACAUAAAAAUGUUUUUUUUUUUUAUAUAUAUAUAUAUAUUUGCACAGGAUUAAUAGGAUUCAUGCUGUGCAUCUUGGGUAAUGUGUUUUGUUGCUGAGACACUCGGAUGCUGUAGUUCUACGCUGCAUGUUUAGUUCUGGUUAUAGAAGCCCGACCUGACCUGUAGUGUAGUCUAGAGCGUUCAGUGGUGUCAUUUUAUGUUAUCUAGAUUUAGGGUAGCUUGUUAGUUAGUAAAUCUCUGUUUAGAAUUGCCCCCUCAUCUCUCAAUGUGUAGUGUCAUGGCACUGUCAAAGGAAGAAGAGAGGGUUUUAUGUAAUGCCAAGCCUGUUUAGACUGAUUCAGCGUUAGUUAGUUAAUUAGUUAGUUAGUUAGUUAGUUAGUUAGUUAGUUAGUUAGUUAGCUCAAGCCACAGGAGGAGACUGAUGUUGAGGUAAAACUGAUCAGUAGAAUCAGAAGAAUCUCCUUUAAGCUUUACUAGUUUAUUGAUUAUAGAUCGCAGCGGAACUGGGACAGAUGCAGUUUGAUGAUUUGUUGGAAUCACGAGGUAGUCGUUGUUGUGGGGAGAUUGUCCCAAAUGAUCCUAUUAUCAAUUGACUAUUGUUGAUUCCCCUGUCAGGCAUCAAAGUAUUACAGGAAUAUGUUCAUGGUUGAUUAAGCAAAGCAUGCUGGAUCUAUAUACAGUAUAAGAAAAAUAAUGAAAAUGCAAAAAAAAAUGAGUGUUUGUCUACUCUGAAACAGAGGGCCCACCAAAGUAUUUCAGAAGUUUAUCUGGAGUUAUCAGGAUGUUGUAUCAGUUAUUGAUUAGGAAUCGUGUCGGAGUGACAUCUUGUUGUGAAUGAUGCAGGUGGAGAACGAUGCCUCCAUAAAGAGAGCAUCUUGAGUAACUGUCCACAGGACGUGACCGACAACAGUGAGAGCUAUUAAGAGAUCAGGGUUGGAUUGUGUGUUGAUUUGUGGGGCAUUCCGAUUUGCUCUUGGGGCCUAGAAUUGAAUCUAAUCCCCUUGUGAUGUCACUGCAAAGCCCCUCCCUAUUUAUUAACUUCCAGUCUGGAAUGCUGGAGAGAGAGAGUGUUCCGGAACAAGUGCAUAAAAAAAGUUAUUGGAAAUGUUUUUAAACCAUUGUCUUAAACUCAGGGCCAUGAGAGAAGAAAAUCUAAAAAGCAAUUGAACAUGUUUAAUUCACUCACAAACUUCAUCUGAAAGUUUCAGUAUUGAUUAUUUUAAACCCAAGACCAUAUUUUAGAACAGUAAUCUCAGUAAGAAAUAUGCUAACAUGAUUGCAAUUGCUAGCUAGAUAGCUAAAAUGGUUCCCUAGCAACAAACAUCUUAAGAUUUGUAAGAAGAUAUUUGAGAAGUUCGUAUGAAAAUCAUUACAUCUUAAGAUAUUGUUGAGGAAUUGCACUUACGAACUAUCUUAUGAACUUCUUAUUUUCUUUCUUAAGAAGCUUCUUAAGUUUUUGAGUAAGAAGUGUUUUGUGAAUCUGGGACCUGACCUCCAAAAGAUGGAGGUAUAUACCGGUAGAGCCCAGCUAGUGGAGUCAACCAAAGAUAGAAUUUCUGCACAACGGCCACCUGUAGGUUUGGCAUCUAAAGAACUACAAAUUGAUAGAAACACUUUGUUGUUUAAUCAUUAGUGUUGGAGGUCUAAAACCCUCCAACUCUCACCAAAAAGAUGCAUUCAAAGCACUGUCAAUGCUGUCAAUCACAGUCAGGUGGGGAGAAGAGGAAUAUAGGGCCAACUGUGGUGAAAUAUUAUUAACAUUCACACAGUACUGUAACAUCCUGUUGAGACAAGAAUCCCAGCCAUAUAAAACUCAAUAGGUUUAUGUAGCUUUGAUUUUGAAGUACUUUUCAGGCCCACGUCUGAGGAGAACGUUGUAGAAAGGUCUGAAACCAGACCAUAUCGCACAGCAACCAAAGAGUAUAUGUGUGUGAUUUCAGUCUAGCAUCACCACCUAUGUUAACGUGACACUGACUCAUAACUCAUAUGACUCAUAACUAGCAUCCCUUAUUAGCAUUAGCAUCUCAGCCUACACAACCAUUGAGUGCUAACAGAUUCCUGAUUUAUCACCUCUGAGGUGGAACUGUUAGAGGGGUUGUAAAUACCCCUUUCCCUUGUAAAGUUAGCCACUCCCUUAGCAUAUCCUAGCCUAGCGGUAUGGGCGCUAUUAGUGGGUCGCUGACUGAACUUCUUACCUCAGAGGAAAGAGUAGGCCUGCACUUUCCAUCCUAAUUUACAUCAACUUACACAUCUCUUCAUUUACCUCAACAUAUAUAUACCUCAACUUUCAUAUUCCUCACAUUUACUCAUGUGUAUCUCAAUUCUAAUGUAGCCUACCUCAACCAGUAACUUGCAUAUACAUAUUGUUACAGAACCUAUAUUCUCAGACCUCAUCAACAUACAAAUGUCAUUUUGCAAAUAUACCUCAGCACACAUUUGACCUCACACUUGAAAUGCCUCAUGUUACAUACAGUACACAUAGGCCUACCUCUCAAGUAUGUUGACUAGUAACUUAUAAACAUAAAGUCUCUCUUAUGGACUGUAUACCUUAGUUUCACUUUACUUUACUUUUUAACAUACCUCAUGUUACUUUUACCUCAACUCACAAUUUAAUACAUGUUACCUCACCUGUCAUUUAAUUUGAAAUUACAAGUUACAAAUGGCCUUCUCUUCACACUGUGUCCAUGAGUGGGUUGUUUAGAAGUGUGGUGAAUUAUGCCUUUUAAUCAUAUGGAGAAACCAAAUAAUGCAGAUCUGAGAAUUGUGCCAAAAAGAUAUCUGUGAGAGUUUGGUGCCAAAUGGAGUUGGCAUCAGAAUGACACUGUCAUAGAUGGAGAAUGUCAUUGGACCAUUAUAUCCUAGAUACAGUGCCUUGCGAAAGUAUUCGGCCCCCUUGAACUUUGCGACCUUUUGCCACAUUUCAGGCUUCAAACAUAAAGAUAUAAAACUGUAUUUUUUUGUGAAGAAUCAACAGCAAGUGGGACACAAUCAUGAAGUGGAACGACAUUUAUUGGAUAUUUCAAACCAAAAACUGAAAAAUUGGGCGUGCAAAAUUAUUCAGCCCCUUUACUUUCAGUGCAGCAAACUCUCUCCAGAAGUUCAGUGAGGAUCUCUGAAUGAUCCAAUGUUGACCUAAAUGACUAAUGAUGAUAAAUACAAUCCACCUGUGUGUAAUCAAGUCUCCGUAUAAAUGCACCUGCACUGUGAUAGUCUCAGAGGUCCGUUAAAAGCGCAGAGAGCAUCAUGAAGAACAAGGAACACACCAGGCAGGUCCGAGAUACUGUUGUGAAGAAGUUUAAAGCCGGAUUUGGAUACAAAAAGAUUUCCCAAGCUUUAAACAUCCCAAGGAGCACUGUGCAAGCGAUAAUAUUGAAAUGGAAGGAGUAUCAGACCACUGCAAAUCUACCAAGACCUGGCCGUCCCUCUAAACUUUCAGCUCAUACAAGGAGAAGACUGAUCAGAGAUGCAGCCAAGAGGCCCAUGAUCACUCUGGAUGAACUGCAGAGAUCUACAGCUGAGGUGGGAGACUCUGUCCAUAGGACAACAAUCAGUCGUAUAUUGCACAAAUCUGGCCUUUAUGGAAGAGUGGCAAGAAGAAAGCCAUUUCUUAAAGUUAUCCAUAAAAAGUGUUGUUUAAAGUUUGCCACAAGCCACCUGGGAGACACACCAAACAUGUGGAAGAAGGUGCUCUGGUCAGAUGAAACCAAAAUUGAACUUUUUGGCAACAAUGCAAAACGCUAUGUUUGGCGUAAAAGCAACACAGCUCAUCACCCUGAACACACCAUCCCCACUGUCAAACAUGGUGGUGGCAGCAUCAUGGUUUGGGCCUGUUUUUCUUCAGCAGGGACAGGGAAGAUGGUUCAAAUUGAUGGGAAGAUGGAUGGAGCCAAAUACAGGACCAUUCUGGAAGAAAACCUGAUGGGACGGAGAUCUGUCUUCCAACAAGACAAUGAUCCAAAACAUAAAGCAAAAUCUACAAUGGAAUGGUUCAAAAAUAAACAUAUCCAGGUGUUAGAAUGGCCAAGUCAAAGUCCAGACCUGAAUCCAAUCGAGAAUCUGUGGAAAGAACUGAAAACUGCUGUUCACAAAUGCUCUCCAUCCAACCUCACUGAGCUCGAGCUGUUUUGCAAGGAGGAAUGGGAAAAAAUGUCAGUCUCUCGAUGUGAAAAACUGAUAGAGACAUACCCCAAGCGACUUACAGCUGUAAUCGCAGCAAAAGGUGGCGCUACAAAGUAUUAACUUAAGGGGGCUGAAUAAUUUUGCACGACCAAUUUUUCAGUUUUUGAUUUGUUAAAAAAGUUUGAAAUAUCCAAUAAAUGUCGUUCCACUUCAUGAUUGUGUCCCACUUGUUGUUGAUUCUUCAAAAAAAAAUACAGUUUUAUAUCUUUAUGUUUGAAGCCUGAAAUGUGGCAAAAGGUCGCAAAGUUCAAGGGGGCCGAAUACUUUCGCAAGGCACUGUAUGUGUUUAGCGAAUCAAAGCAGUUGGGGACAGAUCCCUGUGCUUUGAUUGGAUGCACUUAGGGGGGCUGGCCCCCUUUUGCUUUACCUCAUUUUGCAGAUCAGCAGAGCUGUAACCUGAUUGUCCAACAGUGAGAGUGAUUGUGAUGUCACUGUUGGCUGAUUGGCCUUAGAGUCUUAGUGAUGUCAGAGGCACAUGAUCAUGUAAGAUACCCCUUGUCAUUUGUUGCCAUGCGGGAGAGGGAGUGUUCUCUCUAAAGAGUUAGGACCUCCAUCUUACUCCCCUUAGAUGUACAAGAAUGACCUCUAAUUUCAGCACAAUACACCAUUUCUCCUCAGUAAGAACAUUUACAAGUGUGGACUUUAGAGUUAGCGUAGUGUUGGUUGAGGAGGAUAGUAAUUUAUUUUGAGAUGAGUGUAAAAGUCAAACUCUUUGACAAAGCAAAACUGUGGUGUAUAGGAACACAUUGAGUGAAUAAGAUGUUUAUUUCACAUUAAUAAGCCUGUUUAUUACAUGUUAAUACAGUGGAGACGUUAGCACAUUAAAGGGCAAGUGAGUUGGAGUCCCCAGGCCCUGCUGCUUAGAACCCACAACCACUUCACCGAUAUGAUCUGUCGAUGGGUUUCAGUAUUACUAUAUGAAAUGUGUAGUCUGCAUCAAUCUUUUUUUAAAUUAAGUUGCAGGAAAUCAAUCUUUUUUUAAAAUUAAGUUGCAGGAAAUUCUAUCUUUAAGAUCCUUAGGUCUUCACUCUUAAAGAGGAAAAACAUGUAUUUUAAACUGUUUUGUUCAUUGUUUUUAUUUUCAUUUGUUGCAUUCUUUCAAAAUUCUCUACAGUGAACCAACGUCUCACAGAUAAAUGGGUGUUGUAAACUCAGAUGGGUGGGUUACUGAAUCUGAUUUUGAUGAUUUUAUCAUGAUUAUAUAGCCAAAGAUGUGUGUGUGUUAGGAGUACAUUGGAUGUAUUUAACCUUUUGACCUUUGCGAAUGUAUUUCCUGUAACCAAGAGGCUCUGCAGAAGCCAAUCAGUGCUCGACUGGCCAUGUCUUGAAUCCUGAGAUGGGGAAAAAAACAGCUCAACUCGCCAUCCCUUAAAACAGAGAUGUAGCAGAGCCGGUUAGUACAACAACAACUUGUAAAGCUGCACAGUCAGCUUUUUUUAAAACCCCCCCCUCCUCUAGUGUUUUUUGCAACCUCAUACACUAUCUGUGAAAAGAAGCUAGGUUUAUUGACAAGUUUAGCUGCCUAGCAUCGCUAGAAUCGCUUGAUUCCCCCUCAAUGAUAUCCGGGAAGUGUGGUGAUGUCUUCGGAGGAUGUGAUUGGUCGCCUGUACUCCUGUUGGGCGGGGGUUUUAUUGGCCCCUGUGGUUCUGUCCACCAUUUUGUUUCAGGCCUCUCUUAGCAUUAAGAGAAAAUAAAAAGAAGAGACGUUUUUAAAAGUGAAACUGCACCAGCUGGAAAGUCUGCAAGGUCUUAGACCUCUGUCAAUGACUGUAUCAUCUUUAAAGAAAAGAAAAAUAUGAAAAAAAAUUGAAAGAUAAAAAAUAAAAUAAACUCAGGUAGUUCUAUGUCCCUACCCUGUGGGUGUCACAGUGUAACAUGUCUCCCCAGUGAUGUGGGUGUCACAGUGAAACAUGUCCCCCCUUGUGAUAAUGUAGUGAACCUUUCUGUUAUGACCUCAGUACUGGUCUCAUUGGUCACGUUUCAGGACAUUCUUGUUUUGCAUUCGCGCUGUGCAAACGAUGAGAUUUCUAUAUGGUUCCUGUGCUUUUAAACACCUCUACAGGCUUUGUGAGAUGUGCAGCACGACUGUGGUAAAGACGGGCUGGAACGCGACCAAAACUUCUAUGUGUGUGUCCGUUUAGCAUAGUACACAUUAGUUUUCAAUCUGGAAAAGAACCGUAUAAUUUUUGGGGGGCUUUUUAGAUAAUCUCCCUCAAAUGUACUCUUUUAUUUUCAUGUUUUAUUUUUGUUUCAUUUUUCAAUUGUUUGAUUAACACAAAAGGACAAAUACUCCAGACCACACGACUCUCUGCGACCCUUUUGGAAUGUAUUUCUUUUUAAAGAAAAGGGUUUGUUGGGAGUUCAUGUUGAUUAUUGAUCACACCCUAUCCGUUGCUAGCAGGAACACAGGACAGGACUGAUACUGUACUACCAACCAAUCAGACUCUGGAGAAUUAGAACGGAUGCCACAUUGUCAUCCAAUAUUCCAUGCCAAUGAUGUUCCACUGAGUUGCAAUUUAGAAUGUUACUGUCAUAGAGCUUUUGUGACAAUAUGGCAUCUUUAAGAAUUUUAAGUCUCAGUUUAUCAACACUUAGACUCUUUGUAAGCCUAUUCCUCCAGGGCUUAGUAAUGCACAGCUAAUUCAACAUCACAUCUUUUAACAAGGAGUUGUCCUAACAAGUUGUCUAGAUAAAACAAGGAGUUAACGGCUAGAGAAGUGGCUGUGUCUUAAAAUAGUUUGACCCUGUUCUGUCUUGUAUCCUGUGUGCAGGCAGGUAGUGUGUGUGUGUUUGUGCGCUGCAUCGUGUUGUUGAACAGAAAUCCACUGAAUGUAUUCUCCUCUCAGUCCACGAGGUAGGAGGAAGGCAGGGACCAGCCAAGUUUAGAUGGGUGCUGCUGGCGCUUCUAUAUGUGUGUGUGUGGGGGCGCACAUCCAUGAGUGUUUUGUGUUGGUGUACUUUCGUGUGUGUAUGUGCAUGCGCAUACCUGUGUGCGUUUGUGUGUUUCCCCCUUUCACACUGUGGUUGGUGUGGAAGUGCCGAUGUCAGGUCUUCAGUCUAAAUAUGGCAAAGUAGACUAUAAUAUAUCGGUUACCUGCUACACUCUGUCUUCUGUGGACUUUAAACGUUUCCUAUGCAGUUAUUUGGUUUACACUUAAAUAAACUUGUAUUUCUUUGA